Molecule: messenger RNA, 798 nt
Organism: Nilaparvata lugens (brown planthopper)
Lineage: Eukaryota; Metazoa; Arthropoda; Insecta; Hemiptera; Delphacidae
Exons: 5
Coding region: 218-778 (186 amino acids)
Source: RefSeq, a predicted model, not a curated record
ACAGUAGGUAUGUAUGAUUCUGGAAGCGAUUUGUUCAACCUGCGGCGCCCAGGUGGGUCUGGUGUGACCGGAAGUGGCAGCUCAGCCACUUAUAUCCGGAUAUCCGGAAGUGUGAAUCCGGCCUUCCGCAACUUUGGCGAGCGUAGCGCCCGCGACGAGAAAGUGCUCAACUCUUGCCGGCGGCUUGGUGUGUUUGUCACGUUCAAGGGAUGGCGUAAUGAGUCUUAUGCUGUGUGAACUGAAUUCUUUGGAGUCUCAAGAAAUUACCUCUUUCUAUGACUUUCAAGAACUUCUGUAUUCUCAAGAGCAUCUAUUGAAAAUGUAUAGGUGUGUAACAUGUUUAUUUGGCAUCUGUAACUAUGGUGUGGGCACAAAUGGCUAUGUGAACGACCCCGAGAAAGGUCUGUGUAUUUGGCUGCAGAAACGAUCGAAGACCAAACAAACAUGGCCUGAGCGGUGGGAUAAUAUGCAUAAGAUGACAACAUUCUACAGAAACAAGUCAUCCAAAAUUCUAAAGGUGCGUACAGACUUUCGCUCUGCUCCGCAACCGAACGUCACUCCAGCAGAGCGAUUGAUGAUCGACCGGGGAGCAACAGUGGUUCGACCGGGGAACGCGAGAAGAUCUAACAUCUUCCGUAACGUUCAUGAUGGGUGCGUGGGUGGAGCGACUGUGGUUCGAUGGAGGAACGAGGGCGGUACGAGGGCGGGGCGUGCUCGGUGCGGGUUGGAAGCGCGGAUAUGUGUACGCAGCUCAAUAGAUUGUUCAAUCAUCAACUAAUUUCAUUCUUGAAGGUUUUU